CGGUAGCCCAAAUGUGAUGUGUAACGUGGCGUCCGAUGCGAUAGGGACAACCUCAAAUAUACCGUAUUCCACCGAUACAUUUUCUGUACUUUUGGGUUGCUCCUAGGAAUUCACUACCAGCAGCUGUCGAUAAUGGUCAUAACUAUUACGCCAGCCAUGUCCGUGCAGUAUGAGUGAUUGUUUCUGGGGAGUCGAGCACAUCUUCCUGACGCAAUGCCUCCCUGCGAGGCACGGGGGAAUUCUGAGGACCUGUGUAAGAUACACCGGGGGAAGGAGUUUUCCAUUAACCCUUCCUACCAAGAGGUCUGUAUGGGAAACAUAGGCCAUACAGAAGCGAUCAGGAUCGAGUUCGACCCGUCGGUAGUAUCGUAAGCCGAGCUCGUAGGUGAGUCUG
Messenger RNA from Pisolithus orientalis, 394 nucleotides. RefSeq lists its product as uncharacterized. Gene Ontology annotation, molecular function: peptide-methionine (S)-S-oxide reductase activity. NCBI's taxonomy places the organism in Eukaryota, Fungi, Basidiomycota, Agaricomycetes, Boletales, Pisolithaceae. The transcript has a single exon. The record is from RefSeq and is a predicted model, not a curated record. Bases 214 to 372 code for a protein of 52 amino acids.